AUGGAAGAUUUACGAACAACGUUCCGGAUUUGUUGGUCCGCAUCUUCUAACGCCGUCUUGGAAGGUGGAUUUUGCACCAUUCCGUACCUGUAUCUGGGGUACACAUACUCGAAUAUCAGCUUCAGUUUCUGUUCGGGCUUGAGACUAAGUCUUGCCGCCGUUUUGCAGCAGAAAACGAAUUCCUUCGCGUUGUCUUUGCUAGAAAUUCCUCCUUUCCAAGGAGUGAAACUGACACCGAGGAAGCAAUUAGCCACGAAGGCUGCCCGUAAAAGUGCUCCUGCUACUGGCGGAGUUAAGAAACCUCACCGUUAUCGUCCGGGAACUGUGGCUCUCAGAGAAAUUCGUCGUUAUCAGAAAAGUACCGAAUUGUUGAUCAGAAAAUUGCCUUUCCAACGGCUGGUCCGUGAAAUAGCGCAAGAUUUCAAGACCGAUUUGCGAUUCCAAAGUUCUGCUGUAAUGGCACUCCAAGAAGCUAGCGAAGCGUACCUGGUCGGACUAUUCGAGGAUACGAACUUGUGCGCGAUCCACGCUAAGCGAGUAACGAUCAUGCCGAAAGAUAUACAGCUGGCAAGACGUAUUAGGGGCGAACGUGCCUAA
Molecule: messenger RNA, 597 nt
Organism: Acanthoscelides obtectus
Lineage: Eukaryota; Metazoa; Arthropoda; Insecta; Coleoptera; Chrysomelidae
Source: the annotation of a GenBank genome assembly